Messenger RNA from Rhineura floridana, 3568 nucleotides. RefSeq names its product dynactin subunit 4 (gene DCTN4). The record is from RefSeq and is a predicted model, not a curated record. NCBI's taxonomy places the organism in Eukaryota, Metazoa, Chordata, Lepidosauria, Squamata, Rhineuridae. Bases 92 to 1474 code for a protein of 460 amino acids. The transcript is spliced from 13 exons. Gene Ontology annotation, cellular component: dynactin complex.
AGGCGCGGACGCUUCCGGGUCACGUGCCGGAAACCGGGAAGCUGGGUACGGCGAGAGACUGGAGAGGCUGGUCUGGUCCUGUCUUCCCAAAAUGGCUUCGCUGCUGCAAUCCGAGCGCGUUUCCUAUCUAGUACGGGGCGAAAAGGAGAUCCGCAUGCCGCUCUCGCAGCUGUACUUCUGUCGCUACUGCAGUGAGCUCCGGUCCCUCGAGUGUGUCUCUCAUGAGGUUGAUUCUCACUAUUGUCCCAGUUGCUUGGAAAACAUGCCAUCAGCUGAAGCCAAGCUGAAGAAGAACAGGUGUGCUAACUGUUUUGACUGUCCUUGCUGUAUGCACACUCUUUCUACCCGAGCAACCAGCAUCCCUGCUCCACUGCCUGAUGAUCCAGCCAAGACCACGAUGAAGAAAGCUUAUUACCUGGCUUGUGGCUUUUGCCGCUGGACUUCCAGAGAUGUUGGCAUGGCAGAUAAAUCUGUUGCCAGUGGAGGUUGGCAGGAGCCAGAAAAUCCUCAUGCUCAAAAGGUUAACAAACUGGUUGAGUACUAUCAACAGCUGGCUCAGAAGGAGAAGAUGGAAAGGGAUCGUAAAAAGUUGGUUCGACGCAGACCUUACAUGCCACUGGCUUUUUCGGACAAGUAUGGCCUUGGAACCAGGCUGCAGCGUCAGAGGCCUGGGGCCCCCAUCAGUGCCCUCACAGGACUUUCUCUGAAAGAUGGAGAGGACCAGAAGGAGAUAAAAAUUGAACCUGCUCAGGCUGUGGAGGAAGUGGAGCCGUUGCCUGAGGAUUAUUAUACACGGCCAAUCAAUCUAACAGAAGUGACAACUCUGCGUCAGCGCCUUCUCCAGCCAGACUUUCAACCCAUCUGUGCUUCUCAGCUCUACCCACGUCAUAAACACCUCCUGAUCAAACGCUCACUUCGAUGCCGGAAAUGUGAACACAAUUUGAGUAAACCAGAGUUCAAUCCUACAUCUAUCAAAUUCAAAAUCCAGCUGGUAGCUGUCAACUAUAUCCCAGAAGUGAGAAUCAUGUCAAUUCCCAAUCUGCGCUAUAUGAAGGAGAGUCAAGUUCUUCUAACUCUAACCAAUCCAGUGGAAAACCUUACCCAUGUGACAUUGAAAGAGUGCGAGGAAGGUGAUCCUGAUGACAUCAAUAGUACUGCUAAGGUGGUAGUUCCUUCCAAGGAGUUAAUCCUGGCAGGCAAAGAUGCAGCAGCAGAAUACGAUGAGCUGGCAGAACCUCAAGAUUUUCAAGAUGACCCUGACAUCAUAGCUUUCCGGAAGGCUAACAAAGUUGGGAUAUUCAUCAAGGUCACUCCGCUGAAAGAAGAGGGAGAAGUUACUGUAAGUUUUAAGAUGAAACACGAAUUCAAAAACCUUGCUGCUCCUAUCCGGCCCAUGGAGGAAAGUGAUCAGAGUUGCGAGGUCAUCUGGCUCAACCAUCAUGUGGAGCUUAGCCUGGAUCCUGUGCUUCCAUGAAGCUUUCCUGUAACUGGAACCUAAAUGAUGGCCACACACUACAUUGUCACUGUUAUAUUGAAGAAUGCAUCCUGACAAAAAUGCUGAAGGCACUGCUUCAUGGAGGCUCCUUUGGAUGUGAACUUACACACCACAAAAUUCAGCUAAAAGAUACAGAGGUGGGAUUAAAAGAGAAGAGCCACACUUCUAGAUGAUAAGUUCCUUCACUCCCCUCUCCUCAACACCUACUAUGUGAACUGGUGGUUUUCCCACUGUACCAUGUGUUUUGUCAGCUUUGUAGCACAAAGCUUGGUGUGUACAUUUUGUGGCCAUCUUGUAUUAUUCCUUGAUGAAAUGGCAUGAGAUUUCCUAGCAAAAACAUUACUGGCUUUCUUUGCAUCUGUUUCACAAAGCUAGUAUUAGAUAAUGCCAAAAUCUAUCUCCUUUGUGGUAGGUUCUGUUCACAGUAAUAAUUAUUCCAAGGCUGCUGCAGUAGCACCUUCUAGUAAAGCAGCAAUCAGCAGCAGCAGCAUAAUAUGUUCUUGCUUCCACCAUAAGUUGGUUAUACCGCCUGUUUCAAAUAGCGCUCAUUGGCCUUUUACUCAUGUACCAAACUUAAACGUUGACACUUCAUAGGAUGUUCCUUGUCCUGUACACUUUAUUAAGGAAAAGUGAUUAAGAAAAAAAAGGCAUUUGAAUGCUACCCCAGUGUUCUGCAGUUUUAGGGGUCCACCACUCUUACAUUGGAAAAUGCAGAUUUAAAAUGGAACAGGAUAAUGGGGUAGUCCACAAAUAAAAAUGCUGCUGUAGUGUACUUGUAGCAGGAGUGCCACUGGGGGAUUGGGACAGGAGGCACUGAAGAAGUUUUUGUUAAAUUUAUUUAUUUAGGAAUAGGAUAUUGACCAAAGAUAUUUGAGGAUUUUGAUACGUGAGAUCACUUUUGGUAUGUUUCAAAGCUUAAAAUCUCUUGAGAAAGUAGCUACCAGAACCCACUGUACAUCGUUGCACUGAUGUACUUCAGGCUUGAUUUCCAUAUCAUUAUAAGCAAAAGUGAACGGCUUUCAUAAGCUUUGUAAGCAGUAAAUUGAAUCAAUAAAUAGUUUACAGCUAUGUAAUUUCUAGGGCAUGGCUCUGAUCUUCCACCCAUACUCCAAAUUCAGUAUUACAGUGCUACAUACACACAGAUACAAGAAAAUACAUAGAUAUGUUCCAACACAAGCUUCUUAACUAAUUUUCUUUGUUAGAUUACUGAGAAGAAAAAUAAAGUGGAACUCAGCUGCUUUUUCUGAUUAUAAUUAUCAGGCUGUACAAGAGAUACAGGUGUGCUUUGAAUGGAGCUUUGAUGAUGUACCCUGGGAGUAAUGGAGGCAUGUGAAGAUCACAUGACUACAAACUGUUCUCAACAGGAGUACAUUACAAUAUGACAGAUUAUUCGGUAGCCUGAGAUGGAUAAAAAGUAGAAUGCUUAUUUUCAGCUUGGAUUGAGGUACAUAACUAGGAAGUGAACUCAAGGGAAAAUGCUUUUCUUAUAGAUUUCAAAUUGUUUGGGGGUAUAUUUUAAAAAGUCUUCAUUUGUUUGGCAACAUUUGGAUAAAGGUUGCACCUUAUUUUCCAGUUUCUGCAAUGGGUGUAAAAAACAGAGAAGCUUGAUAUUCACAGGCUUGCAUAGACUAUACGCAAUAUAAAGCAUGAGUGUAAGAAGUCUAGCCAGUGUUUAUUCUUAAAUGUGUAGUAUUUAGUGUCUGCUGCUCUCAAUUUAUAAAAUAACUUAAAAUAACCCAAUUUAACCUCUACCAAGUUAAUACUUGGCUGAGUAAUAUUUUGGAACUUCAGUUUAUAGAGUUGAGCUGUUGCUGGGCUGCAAUGAUGUACACUCAAAGCCUCUUCUUAAAACAUAUAGGAAGUUGGGACAUGCUUUGGAGGCUUUUUAUUUUUAAUAUUUUAAGACUCUCUGUUACGAUGUAUAUUCCACACAUUUCUGCAGAAACAUCUCACUGACUCCUCACUAGAGGACACUGGAAACACUCUGCCUUGAUUAAUAUUAAUAAAAUGACUGUGUUGCCUUAUGGUUUUACUUAAUGUAGUGAACUUGAAAUAAAGAAGCAGACAAAGCCA